Capsaspora owczarzaki ATCC 30864 is the source of this 4110-nucleotide messenger RNA. RefSeq lists its product as hypothetical. The record is from RefSeq and is a predicted model, not a curated record. NCBI's taxonomy places the organism in Eukaryota, Filasterea, Ministeriida, Capsasporidae. The coding region runs from base 1 to 4110 and encodes 1369 amino acids. Gene Ontology annotation, cellular component: vacuolar membrane. Gene Ontology annotation, biological process: amino acid transmembrane transport. Gene Ontology annotation, molecular function: amino acid transmembrane transporter activity. The transcript is spliced from 10 exons.
AUGGACACGGCUGCCGACGCGCUUCCGCCACAGCUGGGACUGGCCGAACACAACCGCCCAGCAACGCCUGCAGCAGACACGGCCGGCGAUGGCGCUUUGGCUGCAGCGUCAACUCAACCAACAGCUGCAAGGCAGGCGGGAUUGGCACCUGCAGCAAGCACUGGAUCCACGGCGUCGGCGCCACCGACCCCGUCGGGAAUGAGCAAGACCAUGCAGGAGGUCACGCGCAUCAUUGAGGCUCAGCGGCAGCGAUGCGAGGCGUUGCAGGCCAGCGCAGCCACAGCAGCAACAGCAGCCGCGAGCAACACCAACAACAACAACAGCAGCAACUCAGACAAGAGUGCUGCGAUCGCCGCUAACUCUGUCGAUAGUGGCGCAAGUGGCAGCCACAGUGGCGUCAAGGGGCAAUGCGAGCAGCCCGAGGAGUGCGUACGACGCACAGCCGCGGCGCAGGCGGCGCUGCAACGACGGCUGGAAACACCUGGCGUUCAGAUGCCCGGACCGCCGAGCCUGAAUCCGGCUGCAUGUCGCGUGGAGCGGCGAUUCACUCUGCGCGCGCAGCAAUCACAAGUACCAGCGACGACGACGACGACGACGGCGACGACGACGACACAAUCACAGCCACAGCCGGCUGCGCAAGACGCCAGCAGCGAGCCUGCCACUUUCACUGGGACGCCCGAUGCACCUGGCCAACUACAGCGAUCCAGGUCUGCCGAGAAGACGCUCAUCCCGCUGCCCGAGCUAUCACAGCGCGUGCACGCAAUCUCGCCAUUCACGGGGAUGGUGUUUGUCGGUGAAAUCCGGAGCAAGCACGGGCCCUCUCGGAACGGCGCCGCCUCGCUCUCGGACGUGAUCUGCACGCCGCUCGAUGCUGCGUUGGACACCAAGGUCGAGUCGCUCCUGUUGGUGGUGCCGAUUCCGCAAUCGGCGGGUACCGGUGAGCCCGGCGCUCGUUUGCAGCCAAUGCUCGUCCGCCCGCACCAUUUGGUGCCGCUCGUCUCGCCCAACUCGAAGGGAGACUGGUACGACCGAUCGCCACGCCCUCCUGCUGCUUCCUCGCCCGCCGCCGCUGGCAGCAGCAGCAACAACAACAACAACAACAACAACAACACCAGCAGCACUCCAAGCGAACCAAGCGACUCCGCUGCAGCUGCUGCUGCUGCUGCAACCAGCACCACUGCCACGACGACCCCUGCAGCAGGCUCGGCCCUCGUCGGCCCUCCGCUUCCACUUCAAAUCACACUGCCGCUGGUCUUUGGACAGCAGGUUUGGUGGUGGUCGCCUGUGGAACCGCCAAUCGAAGGCAAUGUUGUGAGUCACCAGGCUGGCUCGAGCACUGCGUCGGUUCGACUGGACAUUGGCGAUGUCAUUGAAUGCGAGGUUGCCCACUUGUUCUUUGAAAAUCCCAUCGUGCCUGCCGCCCGCCGUUCCAAGCAAGGCACGGCCAGUGCUGUGGCCUCCGUUAUUUCAGCUGGCGGAGCAGCAGCAGCAGGUUCUGGCGAACGCGAAGACGACGAUGCCGCCGAAGAAGAGGCUCUCGUGGAUGGUGGCUAUGGCGAAUUCAUCGAAGAGCGGAUUGCCGCUGGUCGACUCACGAUUCACGGGAUUGAGCUGCUCUUGACGACAGGUCGCAACCACCAAGUUGAGCACGAGGCAGCCGACGGCCACAUCCUUGACAACGAAGACCAUCACUUUGACUGCGACGACGAGGUGGCUGUUCUCCUUCAGGACCAGGAAACCAGCGACGGCUUCCGCUACGCCAGCCGUGCUGAUCGACCGCUUCUUCCGACGCUGUUCGGCCUCACCCGGCUCGAUUUCCGCCGCCAUUACGACCACCAACCACUGCCUGCUUUCACUCAACAAUCCUUGCCCGACCACGACCCAGAAGAACUCGCGCUCCCGCGCAGAGGCCGCCCGUCCCGCGCCGUGGUCGAGGCUCGUCGGAUGGAGUCGCUGAAAUCCGCGGCCUCUGCGCUGACCAGCUCCAUGACUGCCUCAAAGCAAGGCGGCGGCGCGAAUGCUGCAAAGUCGUCGACCUCCGAAAAGCGUCAGGCCGAAGGCGACGGCGCCGGAAACGAGGAACGCUCAACGAAGCGAGCGCGAUUUGACCGCAAUGGCGAAGACGACGAAGAUGAGGAGGAAGACGACGACGAAGAAGAAGAGGACGAAGAACAAGAAGAAGAGCAAGAUGAAGAAGCGGAAGAGGACGAAGAACAAGAAGAAGAAGAAGAGCAAGAAGCAGACGAGCAAAACCAAGGCCCGUCUUCCGGCAGCGACAUGGAUGACGAUCAGCUCGGUGGAUCCACCGCCAAGGACUCGGGACAAGCCAGUGACCAAAGCGGCGACGAUGCAAAUGGCUAUGAGCAAUCCGGUUCGCGACGUGACUCGAGCACCUCGGACAGAGGAACUCAAGACAACAACGGAAUGCAGGUCACCUUCCACUCGCUCAACGACUCGGGCGACAAUGUCCGUUCCACAAUGAACGACCGAACGCGACAAUUAGGCGCCAUGCAGCGUUGCCGGCGCUUGUUUGGCAUCAACCGCACUCAUCUGUGGUGCGCCCAGUGCCGGUGGAAGAAGGCGUGCGGUCGACUCACGCAAGGCUUUUCGGAAUCUCCUGAAUCUGCCCAGUAUCUUUUGACGCAAGGCAUCGAGCCGCUGAUGACCGAGAUACCCUCCAUCAACGCGCCAUUGCACGAGACGGACGACUUGCUCGCGCGGUCGUUUGGUCGCAAUCACAACUACACGACCGGCAAGCGCGACGAGGGCUUUCCCGACGACGAGAAGCCGCUGGGCGUGCUUGAGAUCUACCUCAAGCCCAUGUUCAACGUCGUAUUGUUGCCUGUGUCGGAUGCUGCUGAUUUGCGUGUUCGAGCUCGUGUUCGAGCAUUGAUGGUGUCGGAUGCUGCUGACGAUCAUUCAUUUGCUCAGUACCUCAACGUGCCUUACAACGCUGCGGAAGGUGGCUGGAUUGCCGUCGGAUUGGUCGUUCUCUGCGCGGUCAUGGCCAACUACACUGGCAAGGCCCUUAUCAAGUGUCUGUAUGCGAGCCCUGGUCAACGUCGAUUGGAGUCUUAUGCGGAUAUCGGCGAUGCUGCUUUUGGCAAGGCGGGACGGUUUGCUGCCAACCUGUUCCAAAAGGUCACUCUGAUGGGCAUCGGUGUGAUCUUUCUCAUUCUCUGCGGCAUCUUUUUGAGCUCGGCAUUGCCUCCGCUUGACAGCCACGACUCGGACUACUGGCAAACGCGUUGGAUUUGGAUUUGUGCAUGCAUCGUCCUCGUUCCCAUCUUGGUGCUCAAGACGCUGCGCGAAGUGGCCUUGCUCAGCAUGCUCGGCAUGUCUGCGACUUUCAUCACCGUCAUCUCUGUUGUCGUUCUCUCGCUUGUUGACUACUACAACCCCGACGUGCGUGGCGACGUGGGAAACGCCACUCUCUUUGGCGAGCACACCUUUUUCAACUCGAGCGGGUUUGCGGCCGCUUUUGGAUCCAUUACACUGGCGUUCGGCGGCGCCUCUGUGUGCCCCACCAUCGAAGGUCACAUGCCGCAGCCCGAGCAGUUCCCCGUUGUUUACAACUGGGCCUUCAUUGCGCUCAUGAUCAUGUACUUGCCCACCGUCGUUUCCGGAUACUUUGUCUAUGGCAACCUCGCCCAAGCUCCAAUUCUCCAGUCGCUUCCUUCAUCCGGCGCUGCUGGUCAAAUGGUCACGGCCGUGCAACUCAUCAUCACCGUCCACCUGUUGUGCGCCUACCCGAUCGUGAUUAAUGUCGUGUCCGAGGAGGUUGAACGAAAUUACAAGAUCGACAACAAGCAUCGAACACCUGUCAUGGCCAUCAUUCUGCGAUCGAUCGUUCGCAUCGCUUUGGUCAUGACAACAGCGACCAUUGCGUACUUUGUCCCUCACAUUGCCCAAGUCCAAGAUGUGCUGGGCGCCAUCUCGCUUGUGUUUAUGGUCUACAUUCUACCGACUGCCUUCAACAUGAAGUUGCGGUACGCCGAGCUUGGCAAGAUCGAGCUUGGAUACAAUGUCUUCAUCUUGAUACUCGGUUUGGCGGGUGGUGGCUUUGGCGCUUAUCAAAGCAUCAACUCUCUGAUUGACGCCUUCAAAUAA